Molecule: messenger RNA, 1077 nt
Organism: Pedinophyceae sp. YPF-701
Lineage: Eukaryota; Viridiplantae; Chlorophyta; Pedinophyceae
Source: the annotation of a GenBank genome assembly
AUGACUCCAACGGCGGCGCUGUCAGCUCCGCAGCUGUUGAAAAGCCCGUUCAUCUCGUCGGCUGCAGCAGCUGCAGCGUUGCAGGCAGUGUGUCUAAGCGCGUCCGAAUCAUCAUGGAUUGCGCCCUCCUGGAUCGGUUCCAGCUUUCGCGCCGCGGCCAGGGACGCGAGCGCGUCUCCCGCGUCGGCCCCGGGCCUCUUCAAGGAUCCCAUCGAGACUCUGUUCCCCCAUGGGCUCUCGUUUGUGCACAACACCGUGACCGCGGUGCAGCUGGCGCAGCCUACGGUCGUUUUGCGGUACAAGGGGAGGCACAUCGCCUCGCCAACGGCCUGCAAGCGCGUCCUGAAGCCGUCCAAGCUGCUCAUCAGGGCGCUGAUGGCGCUGCUGAUGGCCACGCGGCCGACGUUCCAGCAGCUCCAGCAUGACCUGAAUGAGUACGAAGCCGGCGCAACGGACGAGGCCCCAGAUGCCGCCGAGGCGUUCGCACGGGACGCCUCGCACAUCCUCAGGACGCUAGUGGGCAAGAUGGUGUACCACACGUCGGGCGAGUUCGCGAUCGCACUCCUGGAGCAGUACGUCAUCGAGAACCUCCCCGCUCGCUGGGCAUGGAAGUUGACCAAAGAUGUCUCGGCGUCGCUGCUGCGCAAGCAGGCGCGGCUGGCCGCAGCGAGCAUGACGUUCUGGCAGAGGCGCUUCCAGCUCGCCAGCGCGAUGCUCAGCACGGGCGCGUACAACAACGUGAUUGCCGCCGUGGCCCUCGAGGGCUUUGGCGGCGCGUUCGACGUCGUGCACUGCCUGGCGUGGUACGCGGCUGGGAAGCCCGGGACGCGGGAGGGCGACUUGAUGGCGGACGGGACGCAGGGGGCGCGGCGGGACGUGCGGUGGUGCGCGGGGAGCCUUGCGCAGCGCAUGUGCUCCAUGGCUGGGCGCGUGGCGGGCGCGGGGCUCGUGUGCGCUGCGGGGGCGUUCAUCGUGAGCUCGCGCGCGGGGGUGUUCGUGGUCGCCGGGGACUUGCUCGGCGCGGCCGUCAUCGGCCCUGGCAUUGCGCGCGUGUGCUUGCCGGCCAUGUUGAGGUAG